Cucurbitaria berberidis CBS 394.84 is the source of this 822-nucleotide messenger RNA. Its product is annotated as tropomyosin. The coding region runs from base 26 to 511 and encodes 161 amino acids. Lineage: Eukaryota; Fungi; Ascomycota; Dothideomycetes; Pleosporales; Cucurbitariaceae. The transcript is spliced from 3 exons. The record is from RefSeq and is a predicted model, not a curated record.
CACAGGCCACGCACAUCCCACAAUCAUGGAUCAGAUCAAGAAGCGCAUGGAAGCUCUCCGCGUCGAGGCAGACGAGAGCAGCACCCGCGCCGAAGAGCUCAAGGUCAAGGUCAAGCAGCUGGAGUCGGAGACGACGCAGAAGGAGCAAGAGAUUACAUCCUUGUCACACAAGAACUCGGUGCUCGAGAGCGAGGUUGAAAAACUCGAAGCGCAAGUCAAGACCUACAAGGACGAAGCCGGUGCAGGCGCUCAGGCCGGUACCCAGGCCGAGAGCCUGCAGCGCAAGAUCCAAGUUCUAGAGGAAGAAGCUGAGGAGUCGGACAGGACGAUUCGUACGCUCAACGAGACACUCCGCCAAACUGACGUCAAGUCCGGACACUACGAACGAAAAGUCCAAGCUCUCGAGCAGGCCCGUGACCAGUGGGAAACCAAGUACGAGGAGAUGGCCAAGAAAUACGACGACACCAAGAAGGAACUGGAUGACUUUGUCAAGGAGAUCGGUAACAUCUGAUCUCCAAGUCAUGGUCCCUCCUUUGCGGUAGUUGACUGUAUCUAGUGGAAUAUUGAGUCGAGCGUCACUUUCAUCUAGUCGAGUCGAGUCGAGCGUACAAUGACAUGGAUUCGCUGCGGCUUUGGCGGACACUCGAAUAGAUGGCAGAAUCACACACCCUUCCAUACACCUACCUGCAUAUUUUAGUCUCCUACUCUGUGCUGCUUGCUGGGCGGGCAUGUACGCUUUAGAUAAUCCCUGAGCGAGGCGAUUCACAGUUUGCGGUCUCCACUCCAUAUCUCAUCCAAAUAACCAUUGUGUUGUUCCCCUUU